This is a messenger RNA of Harpia harpyja (harpy eagle), 834 nucleotides long. Its product is annotated as glycine N-acyltransferase-like protein 3. The record is from RefSeq and is a predicted model, not a curated record. Gene Ontology annotation, molecular function: glycine N-acyltransferase activity. The transcript is spliced from 5 exons. The coding region runs from base 1 to 834 and encodes 277 amino acids. Lineage: Eukaryota; Metazoa; Chordata; Aves; Accipitriformes; Accipitridae. Gene Ontology annotation, cellular component: mitochondrion.
AUGCUGAUCCUGACGUGCCCGGGCCAGCUGCAGCUCCUGGAGGAGGCCCUUCGGAGGAGCCUGCCUGCCACCCUGCCGGUCCUGGGGACCGUGAUGACGGUGGCCCGGGGGAACCCGGCCGCCCACGAGGUGCUGGUGGACUCCUGGCCCCAUUUCGGCGUCGUCUUGACCCGCUUGCGCCCAGAGGAGCAGAGGGACCCCGGGGACUUCUACGCCAACCAGCUGACGGUAUAUUACCGGGAUGAGGGGGCCUGGCGGGCGCUGCUGGGGGGCACUGAGGCGGUGGGCUGGAGCCGAGCCUUCCAGAUGCACGGGAUGCAGGAGGGGAUGUACGAGGCCGUGCGCGAGGCGGCCGAUGCCAAGGGGCUGCGGCUGGAGACGUACCGGUACCAGGCGCUGCUGAGCCCCCAGCCCCCCCAGCCCCGUGUGCAGGUCCCAGCGGGCCUGCGCCUGGCACCCGUGUCCCCGUCCCACGUCCCGCUGCUCAACGCCACGUGGAGUUUCGGGGGCAAUGCCCGCAGCCGGCGGUUCCUGCUGGGGCUGGUGCGGGCGCUGCCCAGCGCCUGCCUGCUGGGACCCCGCGGGCGCCCCGUCUCCUGGAGCCUGUUGGACCCCCUGGGCUGCCUGAGCCACGGCUACACGCUGCCCGCCUGGCGCGGGCAGGGCCUGAGCGGGGUGAUCCUGGGUGCCCUGGGUCGGGGGCUGCACGCCCGCGGCUUCCCCAUCUACUGCGGGGUGUUGCCCCACAACACCCCCUCGCAGCGGGCCGUCCGCUCCGUGGGUUUUCUACCCCAGCCCGGCACCUUCUACACCCUGGUGGUCACCCCCCAGUAG